GGCUUGUUGAACUGUCCCUGCAGCAGCUAUGGUGGGCAUGAGCCUUCUCAAGUCGGCUGCUGCCUUUGCAGCCAGGUUAGGUCCUCUGAAAGCUGGGAAUAAUGCUGCCAAUAUACUCGCUCGAACCAUCCCACGGACAAAUAAAGUGGUGACCCGUUGGGGCCAUGAAAAGAAGCUGUUUGUGGUCAAGCCAACUGACUAUUACGACAGGAGAUUUUUGCAUUUAUUGCGAUAUUACAUCCUGCUGACUGGUAUUCCAGUGGCUGUGUUGGUCACAGCUGUGAAUAUCUUCAUUGGUGAGGCAGAGCUUGCUGAGAUUCCUGAAGGAUAUGAACCUGAGUAUUGGGAAUAUUACAAACACCCCAUCACCAGGUGGAUUGUACGGAACAUUUAUGAUUCCCCAGUGAAGGACUAUGAAAAAGUGUUGGCUGCAAUCCACGUUGAAAAGGAAAAAGCUGAGCUGAGACUGAUAGAGCAGGAGGUUCGUCGGCAGAUGAAACAUCAUGGAGACGGCCCCUGGUACCAACGACCGACGCCUGAAAAGGAGCUGAUUGACAACAGCCCCAAGGCUUCACCUGACAAUUAACGAUUAACAGUCCCACUGUUUGUAAAUUUUUCCCUUGUUGAUUAAAUAAAGUAUCUUUAUGUGGCUGUAAUUACUGAA
Messenger RNA from Poeciliopsis prolifica (blackstripe livebearer), 664 nucleotides. RefSeq names its product NADH:ubiquinone oxidoreductase subunit B5 (gene ndufb5). The coding region runs from base 29 to 586 and encodes 185 amino acids. The record is from RefSeq and is a predicted model, not a curated record. NCBI's taxonomy places the organism in Eukaryota, Metazoa, Chordata, Actinopteri, Cyprinodontiformes, Poeciliidae. The transcript has 6 exons.